AUGGGCAAACCGAGCAAAGGAUCGGAUACAGGUUCGAAAUCUAAUAAGAAAUUCGAGAAGAAGCUCCAAUUCUACACAAAGGUUAAAGAUACACUUGCUUCUUUGUCCGUCCAAAAGGAGAUUGGAAAGAAGAAGAAAAUCCACAGCCGUCAAAAGAAACUAAAGGCGUAUGAUCUCUCCACACUCUCAGAGUUUCUUCCAGAGUUUAAUGCCUCGCAGAAAUCAGCUCUUCCUGCACCAGACUUGAAGAUGAACUGCAAAAGGAGACAAGAGCUAGUAGUAACGGAAGGGGAAAGAUUGAACAAGGUUCUAGAGCAUCCAGCUUUCCAAGCCGACCCAAUGGGUUCGAUAUUUCAGCACUUGCAGAGUCAACAGCCUCCCGUGGAAGAAAAACCCAAGAAGAAGGCUAACACAAACGGAAGCAAGAAAAGGAAAGUGAAGAAGAAGGCCAAAGCAGAUUCCAUGGAUUUCUGA
Microthlaspi erraticum is the source of this 474-nucleotide messenger RNA. The record is from the annotation of a GenBank genome assembly. NCBI's taxonomy places the organism in Eukaryota, Viridiplantae, Streptophyta, Magnoliopsida, Brassicales, Brassicaceae.